AUGACUGCGUAUGGGCACUGGGCAGGGGAGUCCAUAGAAUGUCUCAGCAUAGCCAUACAACUGAAAAAAGAAGAAACAGUAGAUCAAUACGGGAAUGUGGCGUACAGAGUAGGCUUCAAGAUUGGAGGAGGCAUCGAUCAGGAUCCAUCGUGUGCUCCAUUCAAGUACCCUGAUCAGGGAAUAUAUAUCACACAUAUAGAUGAGGACUCACCGGCUGCUAGGGCAGGUCUCAGAAAACACGACAAAAUCCUUCAGGUGAACAGUCACGACUUCACUCUUUUAACUCAUGAACGGGCUGUGAAGUACAUUAAGAAGUACGCAGUGUUGGAUAUGCUUGUCGCCCGUGCCGAGCUGCCAGCCCUGCACUGA
This is a messenger RNA of Necator americanus (New World hookworm), 369 nucleotides long. RefSeq lists its product as uncharacterized. Gene Ontology annotation, biological process: receptor localization to synapse; cell-cell adhesion; receptor clustering. Gene Ontology annotation, cellular component: basolateral plasma membrane; cell junction. The record is from RefSeq and is a predicted model, not a curated record. Gene Ontology annotation, molecular function: protein binding. Lineage: Eukaryota; Metazoa; Nematoda; Chromadorea; Rhabditida; Ancylostomatidae. The transcript is spliced from 4 exons. The coding region runs from base 1 to 369 and encodes 122 amino acids.